Molecule: messenger RNA, 1722 nt
Organism: Lactuca saligna
Lineage: Eukaryota; Viridiplantae; Streptophyta; Magnoliopsida; Asterales; Asteraceae
Source: the annotation of a GenBank genome assembly
AUGGCACACAUGAAAACCUCGUUUAUCUUGCUGGUUUUUGGUCUUGUUACAAUAGAUGCAUUUCCAAUUACAAAACCAGAAAACAAGGUUUGUAUAGUAAGAUGGACCAUGUAUAUCAUCGAUGGGAUAGGUUCUCCUAUCGAUGUUCAUAUACAAUCAAGUGAUGAUGAUCUUGGAGUUCGCACACUUGCACCCGGAUCAAAUUUUAACUGGACUUUCUGUGUUAAUUGGAAUUCAUCUACUUUGUUCUAUGCUCAUUUCUACUGGAAUUCUAAAGAAAUGUUUUUUAAUGUUUUUAGUAUGUCGAUUAGUAAAAGCUAUUGUAGGAAUGGUAAGUUUUUUAAACCACAACAAUGUUUUUGGUUAGUUAGAGAAGAUGGGUUUUAUUUGUCUCAGCUAAAUAAUCCAUUUCCACAAGGAUGGACAAAGUGUCGUUCAAUCCUCUAUUGUCUCUUCAGAGCUCUUAGUAUAACUGCUCAACAAUCUCCAAUCGAAGAGGAAGGAGAGUUAACUCUCAAAUCCGUUCGAGUCACGUUUCCGAUCAUGGCAACUAGGAAAAAUCUGACCACAACUAAUCACCUCCGUCAUUUGGAGUCAAUGGCGACUCACCCGUCGGGUGCCGGCAAGAUACGAAAGCUAAAUGUCGUGAUACUCGGUGAGUCUCUUGCAUCCGAGGAGGCCGAUCUCGUAUUUCCCGGUCACGAUUUCUCCCAACAGGCAUACGUACCCUCUCCUCAAAAGUACUUGGAGUUGGAGAUAUACAACAGAUCAAUUGAAGAUCCGGGUGGCUUUUGGUAUGAUAUGGCGCAUCAGAAUUCUAUUGGAAAGAGAAAUGGGGUCAAUAGGUUUACUCAGAGAAUCUUGAUGUUACAAAUGGGAACAUCAAAAUUGAGAUGUUUAGGGCUAAUUGCAAACAUGGCCCUUCUCAGGCAGAUGUUUGGGGAAUUGAAGAAAACCCUAGUUAUGGCCCUUCUCAGGAAGAUGUUUGGGGCUAGUACCGAGAAGGUGAAAGUGGAGAAAAAAUCCUGGAAAGUUGAUAACUGUUGGUUUGGAACUGACGACUCUUUCAAGCACCCACCAGUGGAGCUGAACCUAAGUGAUGCUGGGUUCCAGGAUCGGUACAUUGUUCAAGAAAUCAUUACAGAAAUGGCAAAGAACAGACCAAUUAACGUUAAAGGAAAGAAGGGUUUCAAAGAGAAACUUAAACAAGCUAGUGAAACAGAUCAUCGUGCUGAAGUUAGUACUAGCAAAAAGAUUAUAGAUGCUAAACUUGCAAAAGAUUUUCAAGCAGUUCUAAAAGAAUUUCAUAAAGCUCGAUGCCUUUCAGCUGAAAGAGAGACAACUUACACUCCUUUUGUUCCUCAAACUAUUCUUCCUUCAAGACAGGAGGUUUUGUUAUUGGACAAUGAGAUUGCGUUUAAUGAGGCGAUUAUUGAGGAAAGAGAAAUACAGAAUCAAAUUGGGGAAGUAAAUGAGAUUUUUAAAGAUCUUGCUGUUUUGGUUCAUGAACAAGGAGCCAUGAUUGAUGAUAUCGGGUCAAACAUUGAGAAUUCUCAUGCUGCAACUGCACAAGCAAGAAUCCAGCUUUCAGAAAGUAUAUUUAUUGGUAGUAAUGGACCAAUUUGCGAUGGAUAUUCCGUUGCUAAAGUCGUCGCAAGGAAAAACAAGUCUGUCGCUAAAUCUCUAGCUAAGUCAUUAGCCACGUUAUAUUUGGCUAUGUAG